AUGGAUGCUCUACGCCAACCUAAUCUUGAUCGUAGUAAUUCUUCAUCCCUUUCAUCAAUUUACACCAAAACCCCUCAAACACCAACCUCUUCAACUUUUCCCUAUAAGUACCGAUUAUCUUCUUCCAGUUUCAAUGGUUACCAUAGCAAGUGUAAAGUACCAACACCACCUCAAGCUUUACCCACGGAAAAUUCGAACGAAUCAGUUGAAUCCAAUAAGAAAUUGAUUGAUUCAAUAUCUAAAGGUUUGAUCAGGCUCGCUGCUGCAGUUGCUGUUUGUUUAGAUUCGCUAGCUCUUACCGAGUCCUUGACAAUAGCAUUCCCAGCUUCUCAUACUCAUGGGGCAGGUGAAUGCUGUGCAGCGAACUCUUGUAGAGACUUGGGACUGGGACUCGAAAUUCCAACAAACAAUGGUGAAAUGCAUCCACUUAGAACAGCUGAUGCCGCAUACAGCAAGAUUAAAGGAAUGCUUUCUACUCUUGGAGAUCGCUUCACUCGCAUUAUUAGUCCAAAGUUUUUAUUGUCCUGUGUUGAGGGUAGCCCAACUACUAGAGCUGGAAUACAUGUAGGAGAUGAGUUGAUUGAAAUAAAUGGAGAGAGAGUUAAAGGGAUUAGUGGUGAAGCUGCUGCACAAAAGCUUAGAGGUUAUGUUGGGACAAGUGUUACAGUCAAAGUGCACAAUAGUGCUGCUACAGAUAUGAAACACGCCAUUGGUGAAUUUGAAAAUCAGGGUGUUGAAUCUUACAUUUUGGAUCUCUGA
Molecule: messenger RNA, 759 nt
Organism: Lactuca saligna
Lineage: Eukaryota; Viridiplantae; Streptophyta; Magnoliopsida; Asterales; Asteraceae
Source: the annotation of a GenBank genome assembly